UAAGUGUCCCAUGUGGGUGCGUGAGUGCUAUCCAUUGUGCUGUUCAAGGUACUCACCCCGUGCGCGUUCAUUGCGACAAGUAGAGUCUGCCUAUUCGUGGAUACGUGACUCACUUAAUCAAAGCUCUGGAUUCAUCAAUGAAGAAAAAAAAGUCGCGCUUACAAGUGAAUAAUUAAAAAGUUAGUUCAGCUAUUUUUUUUAAUUAGUAAAAAAAAAAAAGAAAAAAAAGAUCGUUUACAGAGAAAAAUAAUCACUUUGUUUCUUCAAAAGUUUCAAAGCCAAAGAGUUUUAUUCUUGAGAAAAAAAUUAAUAUCUUAUGUUUUCCAUAAAAUGGAUUUUAUGUGAUUUUACUUACACACAAUUUACUAAGAAGUGUUAAAUUUAAUUCUGCAAUUAACUUCUUAAAUUUUUAAAAACAAAUUCUGAGAUUCUUCUAUUAAAAAAAAAAGACAGAUUCUGACUUAUAUAAUCAGUCUGGCCGAGUUGCGUCCCUUGGGACAUCCCGCCAUUGUGCUCCUGUCUGUCCAGUGCUGAAGACAACUCGCCUUACAGUUCCGUGACCGGCCAUCUCCAUGGUAGGAGAUCCUCUCACCCUCCCCUCUCAAACCCACUCAUCAUAUAAACUCUGAACUUAUGGAUAGGUCAAUUUGAGAUCUCAAGAUUCGGCCACGGAAUCCUGAGAAGUGGACUUAUGGAUAGGCCAGGCACACGACAGCUAAGGAUAAGGAUUUAAGUCCUCACGAUGUCUGGAUCUGUCUGAGGCUGUCUGGGCUUUGCAUCUCACGAGCUCGACUUCACGUAGGUGAUGGUAAAGCAGUAGGGAAGUACGUCUACCACCUACGUUUGAUGCCAUUUUAUUAACUAUAAUAGGGCACUUGAUGUGAACUCAGAAUGUCAGCCUUGACCUUUAAACUUACUCUGGUGGCCUUGAACUACCUUCUGACUUUCAUAGUACAAACAUCCGGCUACAAAUGUUCGUUCCCACUUAAUCUCCAGAAAAGCGAGCCCUGGUCAGCGGAUUUUAGGAAUGACCAACACAAGUUAGCAUUUUUUAAGGAUAAUAAGCUUAUCUUGAAAGUACCCCUGGAAGGAGGAGGCAACGAAGAGCAUACGAGGCUGUGUAUCAAAGAGUACAAGGAAAAGUACUUGGUCCAACAUACAAUAGACGGCAAACAGUAUGACUAUAUGUGCAUGCAGUUUAUAUCACGUGGGGACCACGUGGUUCAAUUCCGGGUUUCCAAGAUCCAAAGAAAAAGUUCGUUAGAACUUUGUAGCGACAACAACUUGGAAUUCGACCCGUACCCUUUCGUUCAUACAGCUUUGAAAGUGAACACGACCCAGUGUCCUUUUGCAGGAGGCUACAACAUGAAUGGUGAAUACGCCAAUAAAUCCUUUCUCUGCCACUAUUUUUUACCUCUUAGGAUGGAGAGCGAGUGUGACAGUGGCAGUGGAAUUAUUUUCAAUUUCAGAAGCAGUGAUUGCACACCUAAAAUCGACAUCAGACCAAAGGAAAGACUUACGUUUAAAACCAAGUGCGUCACCCACUGGUCGCAAGGAGAUUACUCUUUUAUUAUAUUACAGUUGGUCGAUGAUGAAAAUAAACUCUUUUGUCUGAGAACGUCUGACCCACUCAACAACAUCAAAGUAGCCUACCUUUGGCUCAAGGUCAAGUGUGAUCUCGCUGUAGUGCCGACAGACGACUACAUCAAACUCAACCUGGAGAAACGAUCAUUUUCUAGCACAUGCGCAGACGAGAUGGACUUUUGUCAGGUGACUAUGUGCGAUAGUGAACGAAAAAGUCACUGCGCCCACACCUGUGGUCUCUGCCACUCCGAAAAUCAAAUUGGACCGUGUGCCUUUCAGGAACAGUUUCGUGGACAUUGGAUAGACAGUGGUAAGAAUGAGGACAUCUCCAUCAACAUCGAGGCGUACUCACUUAACGCUGGUGUCAUGGGGAAGUACGACUGCCUUAACCUUCCCAGCGAGACCCAGCAAGAGCGCAAAGUCCUGCUGGAGCUCAACAACAAUGGCUGCGUCCCGAGGUACGCGUGUGUGGACAUGGAGAAAGUCACAUCGACCGUCAUGAAGUUCCAGAUAAGCAAACGGAUCAUGUGGCCCAUCACCAGUCCGAGCAAUCAGAAGGAUAAAAUUUGCGAGUCUCGGAAUUUCGGCGCCUCUGAGCUUAAGGAGACGCCUCCGAGGCUCGUGAUCAACAAAGCCAAUCUGAAAGAGGUUCCUUGUGAUUUGCCAGAACGUCUCCGGGGCAGCGUGACCUUUAAACACCAUGACGAUAAGAACCCCUGCGGCGGCUGCCUUCACUAUGAACCAGGACAUAACCCUAACCAGUUUUCUGUUAUACCUUUCAACUGUAGCAAGUCUAAGAGAAGCUCCCAGUACAACUGCUUGGCCACGUUCCACCCAAACGACAACAGCUUCUCGGUAGUGGCCAAAGGCCAGGACGAAGAUGGUGUACACUACGUCUAUUGGGUUUUCACUGGCGCCAAGGACAUUAAGUUGCUGAAGGCGUCGGACGCUCUGUUGUACGAAUCCGACCCAGCCAGCAAACACGACCUCAUCGUAGCCCAGUAUUACAUCACACCCGAAGUGGAGCCUUUCUGCCGGGACCUUCAGUUCUUUCCCCGAUUCAUGCCACUCACCACAACCCCGGCCGCUUCAGUAACGGACUUUAAUACGCAGCUGCAAGUGUUCGUCAACGAUGUGGACGGUUCUACCCAAAACAACGAUCGGAUGACAGAAACAGAGGGCGGGCUGAAAGGUCCUCAGACCGAACCAUCCAGGACUGUGAAGGGGGGAAAUCAAGGUUCUCACAGUGUUCUUAGCAGUACGUGUGCCAUGUUGAGCAUUCUGCUUUUCUAUAUUCUCACUGGAAGAACUUUCGCCCUAGUGCUAAGUGUGACAUGAAAAGCUGAAGAAAGUCUCAACAAAAACAUUCAUCACGUCUUUUAACGAAACAAAUGAAAAUUUAUAAAAGAAAAUAUUUACAAUUACGAAACAAAACAAAAAUAAUGAAGUGUUUACUGGAGGAGCUAACAACACUAGCAUUGCCUUUGGGCGAUUGUCUGGGUGAUAUUUAACCAUUGCGGACUAUAACAGCAGACGAUGCAUUCAUUAUUACAACCUGUUCUCUUUUCUUGCUGAAAUCAAACGUGUGCCAAAUAGAAUUAAAGUAGUUGCGCAUUUUAAUAACAAAAAAAAAAAAAAAAAGAA
Molecule: messenger RNA, 3228 nt
Organism: Biomphalaria glabrata
Lineage: Eukaryota; Metazoa; Mollusca; Gastropoda; Planorbidae
Exons: 12
Coding region: 892-2922 (676 amino acids)
Source: RefSeq, a predicted model, not a curated record